Molecule: messenger RNA, 919 nt
Organism: Salvia hispanica
Lineage: Eukaryota; Viridiplantae; Streptophyta; Magnoliopsida; Lamiales; Lamiaceae
Source: RefSeq, a predicted model, not a curated record
AAAUUUACUUAUAUAAAUACCCCACUCAUGCAAGAAUCUCCUUAUAAAACCAAACUCUGCUUCUUCUCUAACAAAGCCAAUCACUCUACAAAAUUAGGUAGUUGUAUGUAUGUAUAGCAUGGCGGAUGUGGAGUACCAAAACAAGGCAUGCAACAACGCGCCCUUAAAGCUCUUCGGCUUCCACGUCACCGAAGACCAAGAAGACUCUAGGGCGCCCCCGGGCGGGGCAGCGGACGGCCGCAAAUACGAGUGCCAAUACUGCUGCCGCGAGUUCGCCAACUCGCAGGCCCUCGGCGGCCACCAAAACGCCCACAAAAAGGAGCGCCAGCAGCUCAAGCGCGCCCAAAUGCUCGCCACGCGCACCGCCGGCGCCUCCUACCUGCGCAACCCCAUCAUCUCCGCCUUCUCCCCUCCCGCCCACCUCCUCCCCCCCUCCUCCGCCGCCUGGGUCUACGGCCCGCGCCCCCCGGCCCCCUUCCACGUGUCGCACGGCUGCGUCUUCUCCUCCUCCCCCACCGCCCGGGCCCCACUGGACUCCACUAUUGGGCCUUCGCAGCCCCUCAUGGCCCACGAUGGGCCUUCGCUGAGUAGAUUUUCCAGCGAUGGGCCCAGUUUCGACGAUGCGUUUGGGCUGGAUCUCCAUCUCAGCUUGGCUCCAGCCGAGCCGUGACUAUGAAGAGGAUUUUCUCUACAUUUUUUUUUUUAGAUUUAUUUUUCUUCGCACACAUUGAUUAUUUCUGUAAUUUGGGUCCAGCAUUGUAGAGUAUGUCACUCGAAUUGGAUGGAUGUACAUACGUUGUAUGACUAGCUAGAAUUAUUAUGGUUUUUGAUGUGUUGAAUAAGUAGUAGCCAAUAUAGAAAAGAAGACACGGCACAAUGAUUUAUUUUCAUGAUCUAGACAAGAUUAUUAACCACUUCA